GAGUUGGAAGAGGCGAGUCCGGUCUCAAAAUGGAGGGCCAUGAUCCAAAGGAACCAGAGCAGUUGAGAAAACUGUUUAUUGGAGGUUUGAGCUUUGAAACUACAGAUGAUAGUUUAAGAGAACAUUUUGAGAAAUGGGGCACACUUACAGAUUGUGUGGUGAUGAGAGACCCCCAAACAAAACGUUCCAGAGGCUUUGGUUUUGUGACUUACUCAUGUGUUGAAGAGGUGGAUGCAGCUAUGUGUGCUCGACCACAUAAGGUUGAUGGGCGUGUAGUGGAACCAAAGAGAGCUGUUUCUAGAGAGGAUUCUGUGAAGCCUGGUGCCCAUCUAACAGUGAAGAAAAUUUUUGUUGGUGGUAUUAAAGAAGAUACAGAGGAAUAUAAUUUGAGAGACUACUUUGAAAAGUAUGGCAAAAUUGAAACCAUUGAAGUUAUGGAAGACAGGCAGAGUGGGAAAAAGAGAGGAUUUGCUUUUGUAACUUUUGAUGAUCAUGAUACAGUUGAUAAAAUUGUUGGUGAGUAGCAGUUGGAAUUUGAGAAUACUAAUGAUU
Messenger RNA from Sorex araneus (European shrew), 552 nucleotides. RefSeq names its product heterogeneous nuclear ribonucleoprotein A3-like. The transcript has a single exon. Lineage: Eukaryota; Metazoa; Chordata; Mammalia; Eulipotyphla; Soricidae. The record is from RefSeq and is a predicted model, not a curated record. Gene Ontology annotation, molecular function: RNA binding. Bases 30 to 524 code for a protein of 164 amino acids.